Molecule: messenger RNA, 3857 nt
Organism: Oncorhynchus gorbuscha (pink salmon)
Lineage: Eukaryota; Metazoa; Chordata; Actinopteri; Salmoniformes; Salmonidae
Product: oocyte zinc finger protein XlCOF6-like
Exons: 2
Coding region: 15-1796 (593 amino acids)
Biological process (GO): regulation of transcription by RNA polymerase II
Cellular component (GO): nucleus
Molecular function (GO): RNA polymerase II transcription regulatory region sequence-specific DNA binding; DNA-binding transcription factor activity, RNA polymerase II-specific
Source: RefSeq, a predicted model, not a curated record
CUGGUAAUGCCUUAAUGCUGGGUCUGAAGAGAGUGAGUGGGGCCCCCUCUCUGUCCUCUCCUGGUAAUGCCUUACUACAGGGUCUGAAGACAGUGAGUGCGGCCCCCUCUCUGUCCUCUCCUGGUAAUGCCUUACUGCAGGGUCUGAAGAGAGUGUCUGUGCGGCUGGUCGACUGCAGGAAAACACCAGGGUUGAGUGGAACUGCUGGAGGAGGAGACGAGGAGGAGGGAGGAGACGAGGAGGAGGAAGGAGAUGAGGAGGAGGAGGAAGGAGACGAGGAGGAGGAAGGAGACUUGAUUCAUCAAAGAGAGAGACGUGGCAACCAUGGAUCUUCUGGGGAGCCUCAACAACAACCUCAUGCUGACAACACAGACUGGAGUCUCCGCACAUCAAAACACCUCAAUAAACAACCGCAGAGACAUACAGGGAAGAAACCACACCACUGCUGUUCUGAGUGUGGGAAGACUUUCGGCUGUCCAGCGACACUCAAAAUGCACAGAAGAAUCCAUAGGAGAGAGAAAUCUUACCGCUGCUCACAGUGUGGGGAUACUUUCAGUCAAGAAAUGACUCUUAAGAUUCACCAGCAGAUGCACACUGGGAAGAAACCUCACCACUGCUCUGACUGCGGAAAGAGUUUCAGUGUUUUAUCAAGCUUGAAAAUCCAUCAAAGCACCCACACCGAAAAUAAACUAUUCCAAUGCUCCAAGUGUGGGAAAGGUUUUGCAAACAACCACUAUCGAAAAAUACAUGAGAAAACGGUACAUGAGCCUCCCGCAGAAAGGUCUUACCACUGCUCUGACUGCGGGAAGAGCUACAGUUUUUUAUCAACCUUCAAAAACCAUCAAAGAAAACACACAGGAGAGAAACCAUUCCAAUGCUCCAAGUGCAAGAAAAGUUUUGCUCAGAAGUCCACUCUGAAAGCCCACGAGCAAACACACAUGCCUGCAGCAGAAAGGCCUUACCAAUGCUCCUACUGCGAGAAGAAGUUUUGUAUUUCGGCAUCCUUCAAUUUCCAUAUGAGAAUGCAUACUGAAGAAAAACCAUUCCAAUGUUCCGUUUGCGGAAUGCGGUUCAUUCACGCCAGUUUACUGAAAGCACACAAACACAAACACAAGCCCUCUGACGAAAGGCCCUUCCACUGCUCUAAAUGUGGAGCGUGUUUUACUACAAAAGGUAAUCUUAAAUUUCACCAGCUGACCCAUGACCGGGGAGAGAGAACUUAUCGCUGUUCUGAGUGUGGGCAUUGUUUCUCUCAUCCGAUUUAUCUGAAGAAACACCAGAAAAGGCACAGUAAAGAGAUGUCCAUUGUCUGCGACCUGUGCGGGAAGACCUUCAACCAUCCAAGCAACUUUAAAACGCACAUGAAGAUACACCAAGGAGUGAAACCGUACCACUGCUCUGACUGUGGCAGGAGCUUCAUAUUCCGCCAAGGUUUAACAACACACCAGCGUGUGCACACCGGCGAGCUGCCUUACGUCUGUGAUCAAUGUGGAAAGAGAUUUUCUCAGUACAAUUCUUUGGUGAUUCACCAGCGAACCCACACCGGAGUGAAACCUUACCCAUGCUUGGUCUGUGGGAAGAGCUUCAGUCGGUCACAAAACCUUGCUGCACACAAGAGAACUCAUACUGGAGAGAAGCCUCACGCCUGUGAUCAGUGCGGGAAGAGGUUUUCCCGAACCGACGCACUGGCUGUACACAAGCGCACUCACACUGGAGAGAAGCCUUACAGCUGUGAUAUAUGCAGGGAGACAUUCACCUAUUUAGUAGCCAUGUUGAAACAUAAGAAAAGACAUUGACAUCCUACAGGUGAUGUACUCUGUGCUGAAUGUCCUCAGGACGAUUCCAGCUCUGUCUAUGAAUAGAGAAUAACUUUGUUUAACCUACAGAAGACAUCAAUUUGUUGUUUUGCUUACAAUCUAACCCCCAGAGAGAGAGAGACACAAACACUCACACACGCAGACAAACCCAGAGGGCGGCAGGUAGCCUAGCGGUUAAGUGCGUUUGACCGGUAACAGAAAGUUCGCUGGUUUGAAUCCCUGAGUCGGCAAAGGUUAGGAAAAAAAUCUGCUGUUCUGCCCUUGAGCUAGCCAGUUAGUACCCAACAACAACUGCUCCCUGGGCACAUAUGACGUGGAUUAAGGCAGCCCGCCGCACCUCUGUGAUUCAGAGGGUUUAGAUGCGGAAGGUUGAAGGCAUUUAGUGAUGCAACUGGCUAGUUAUCCCUCAUUUCCUUUCCACCCAGAGGAAUUGGGAGCACAGAGUGGUUUUUGAGACUGGUUACUGUGGUUUUUGAGACUGUUUACUGUGGUUUUUGAGAGUGGUUACUGUGGUUUUUGAGAGUGGUUACUACGGUUUUUGAGAGUGGUUACUACGGUUUUUGAGAGUGGUUACUACGGUUUUUGAGAGUGGUUACUACGGUUUUUGAGAGUGGUUACUACGGUUUUUGAGAGUGGUUACUACGGUUUUUGAGAGUGGUUACUGUGGUUUUUGAGAGUGGUUACUACGGUUUUUGAGAGUGGUUAUGUUUCCUCCGCAUUGGGCUGAAUCACAAAAUAAGGAUUUGUGGCUUUAAAUUGUCUGAAAUCACAGUGUUGUGUUUUAUACAUACACACCUGACAGGUGUAGGAUCAGGUUCUCCUCCCCAAAUCCUAUUAUUAAGCAUUAUUGGUGAAAAUGCUACAAGAUCAGCAUCUAGGGGCGACUUCACCUUACACUCACCUCUGCCCUGGGGGCUGUUCCAGAUGGCAGAUUCAUUGAGGUACUGUCCUAAAUAUUCCGAAGUAUCAUUUUUUGGGGGGACAAAUUUAGACUUGAAAUUGGCAUGGUGUCAUUAACUUGAAACCAGCAACACAUAUUCAUGUUUAGCUUUCAAAAUAAACCCCUGAUUUAAGAGCUCAAAUGGUUUAAGUUAAGGAUCCUGGUCUCUGGAACAUCCCACUGCUCCCAGUCACAGUAAAGCAGGAGCCAAUUUCAAGUCCUGAUAUCCCUUUACCAAUAUGGUUAAGUUAUUUCAGAAUAUUUAGGACUAAAUAUGUUUCCAUGGUAACUUAAAUCUUCAUGCAGAUCUCAUGUGAGAAUUUGAGAUAAAUUGCGAGAGAGAAAUAUUUUAUUGCGAGACAUAAAUCUUUAUCAAUGAAACUAACCAGGAAUAAAUGUGAAGUUUUAAAGGCGUAAUUAUAAAUGAAAAGACAUGUCUUAUCUGAAAUGUGUUUUUAUAGGUCACAAGUGAAAGGAUGUUAUAGGUAACCUGUGUAGCUUCGGUCUAGGGCAUGUUAAAGCCCUAGGCUACAGUCAGUUCUAUAUGGUUGUAUAAAUAUGUUGUUAUAUACAUUGUUUAUGUAAGUAGAGAACAGUAGUAGUACAUAUACAGGUAUAAUAGAGGAAGCACCAAAAUGAGGCUUUGCGGCCACCAGAACAUCUUCACUGCUCCUUGGCACAUAUUCUACAAAUGUCUGGAAUUCUAUUGGAGGGACGCGACGCCGUUCUUCCACGAGAAAUUACAUCAUUUGUGUUUUGUUGAUGUUUGUGGGAAAACGCUCUCUCAGGCGCCACUCCAGAAUCUCCCAUAAGUGUUCAAUUCGGUUGUGAUCUGAUGACUGACAUACACACUUUAACCCCCCCCCCCCCCCCGUGCUCCUUGGAGACCCCUCUAUCAAAGUCAAAGAGAUCUCUUGUAACCAAAAUAAUGGUCAUUUUUAUAUGAUGUUAAUUAACUCAGAAAACCACACCUGCGGAAACACUUACAUGCCAAAUGUAGUGUUUCCUUUUCUUUUGGCAGUUCCCUGUAUAUAUCAGAGAACACGCACACAUACAGAGGGGUAAAAAAGUAUUUAGUCAGCCACCAAUUGUGCAAGUUC